Lingula anatina is the source of this 429-nucleotide messenger RNA. Its product is annotated as apoptosis-stimulating of p53 protein 1. Gene Ontology annotation, molecular function: p53 binding. The record is from RefSeq and is a predicted model, not a curated record. Gene Ontology annotation, biological process: regulation of apoptotic process; signal transduction. Gene Ontology annotation, cellular component: nucleus. Lineage: Eukaryota; Metazoa; Brachiopoda; Lingulata; Lingulida; Lingulidae.
UCUUGCCAAAAUGGAAUUGUGGGAAGGACACUUGUUUUCAAAAUGGCAGACUGAGAUUUGACGAUGGACCACAUACAACGACAGAUUAUCUUGAAAGUGUACCUGGACAGCAAUCACCAGAGAACAGCAGAAGUCCCCAUUACACCUGAGACGACAUGUAAAGAUGUGAUAGAGUGCUGCAAAGAACCUGGAGAGGAGAUCUGCCAUCUUGCAGAAUUAUGGAGGGGAAUUGAGCGCCCUGUGGCAGACCAUGAGAAGCCCUUUGAGAUACUGCAGCAGUGGGGUAUCCACAGGGACGAGGUUCAUUUCUAUCUCCGCCAUGAGCCAGCUGUGCCUCCACACCUACAGGCCAGGUUAGAAAACCUAGGCCGCAGAAAUCGCAGACGGAAUGGGGUGAGGGACGUUACAGCUGAUAAUGGACAUUUCUGA